This is a messenger RNA of Pan troglodytes (chimpanzee), 6930 nucleotides long. RefSeq names its product SLX4 interacting protein (gene SLX4IP). The record is from RefSeq and is a predicted model, not a curated record. The transcript is spliced from 8 exons. The coding region runs from base 1057 to 2283 and encodes 408 amino acids. Lineage: Eukaryota; Metazoa; Chordata; Mammalia; Primates; Hominidae.
GCCUUUUGGUGAGCGUUUAACAAUGAUUUAUUGAAUGAAAGAAAGAAAUAGUCCACGGCGCUCUGCUCUCUGUCCUGACAUGACCAAUCACAAAGCGCUUGGAUUUGUCGCUCAGCGCCAGUAUCCCGCCUCUCUGUGCGGUUGUCUGGAAAAUCAGGAUUUUUACCCUCCAGUAACUCCCCGGAUCGGGUUUGGAAAACGGACAUGCGCCGUGAGAGCUAGUUGCCUUCUACUAAAGCAUCCGCCCUCAGUCCUUCCUGAGGGCUUACAGGGAAGCGCGGACUUUUACAGCUCAUACUCUUCACAGAUUAGAUAAUUCACCCGGUAUUUCCCCAUCCUGCUUCUGGGUUCCAGCACAAACCUUUUAUUCUCUUUUAACAUUAAAAAAUAUAUAGGAAGUUAUGUUCAAACAUGGCUAUUUUCAUUAAAAUUUAUCCGGCACUGUGAAAGCUACCUUUCCUUUCCCACAAUCUUUCGCACCGAAUAUAUGUUCCAUUCUUGAACUAGUCAUUUUCCAAUGUUAAGAAAUCAUACCACAGAAAAGCGUGUUUUUUUUCUCUCGGUCAGUUCAACUGCCUAGCACCGUGAGUUACCAUGAUUCGUUACUUGCUAAUCAGAGUCAUUGGGUUCCCAGCCUUUAAGUAGCCUGCGUCCGGCGCCAUUUUUGUUUUGGGCCCACUUUGAAAGCCGCGAUAUUCUGAACAGAGGCCAUUUUUCUUUGGGGCAGAUUCCACGGGCCAUCGAAGUGUUUCGCUGCCAUCUUAAAUCCUGGCUGUGGCCUCAAUCCAGCAGCGAAGCUGCCCAGAUUAUUUUGUGUUUGGGCGGCGGCUGAGUUCCCAAACGCGCGCGGAGACCCUGGGAAGGAGGAAGUAAGCGCGAAAGUGCUUCCCUUAAGCUUCUGAAGGUUGGCUGCAGUUCCGGCUACCUGUGUAGUCCGGGUGUCCACAGCCAGGCACUACUCCGCCAGUGACCCUGGACAGUAACAAAACAUAUAAAAGCCCGAGCCCAAACCCCGCCACCAUCAUAGGUCUGUAGUUACUGUGGAAUCAAUAAGCCAUGGCAUCUAAGAAAUUUGCUGUUAAAUGUGGGAAUUUUGCUGUCCUCGUGGAUCUUCAUAUCUUGCCACAAGGUUCAAACAAAGAUACAAGCUGGUUUUCUGAACAGAAGAAAGAGGAAGUCUGUUUACUGUUAAAAGAAACCAUUGAUUCAAGAGUUCAGGAGUACUUGGAAGUUCGCAAACAGCACAGGCCAUCAAAUGCAGAAUUCACAAGAUCCAAUCCCUUGUCCUUAAAAGGUUAUGGCUUUCAAAUCACAGCCUAUUUCCUCAAGAGAGGGAUACGCCUUCGCUGCAUCAGGAGCACACAGAAUGCUGAACUCUGUGUAUUCCCUGACAGAUUUGUGGUUUGUGUCAGUCAGCUUGCAUUCAGUCGUGAUCUUUUAGCAAAUCAGAAUGAAGAUUUGACAGAAAGAGUUCUCCAUGGAGUGUCUGAUUACUUUGCUGAGUGUGCAGAGAGUUCACUUCCUCCCAGUGCAAAGCUCCGGAGAAAUGCUCUGAAAGAAAUCGUGAAAAGAACUGAAACAAAAAGCAGUGUCACGAGCAAAUCGCAGACCAGAAGAGACACUGUGGAAACAUCUAGUGACUCAGUGAUUGCAGAGAUAGCAAGGAGGAGGAAUGAUGGUCAGGCUUCCUCCAGUCCCCCAUCAGAAUCCAUGGGACAAGCAAAGGAUUACAUAAAGGCAGCUGAGAGCCACUGGGGGCUUCCUGUUCAAAAGCUGGAAAAAGUUAAUCAGACCCAGCCAGAAGACACUAGUGGCCAGCAAAAACCUCAUCCUGGGGAGCGGUUAAAGACAGGGCUUCUAAGCAGGAGCCCCGUCUGUAGCUGUGAGUCAGCAUCACCAUGUCCAAAACAAAGUCCACGAGUGGCCAAAACCCAACAGAAACGCAGGAACCGCAGCUCUGCGGAAGACUUCGACCACCACAGGAGAGUUUCUCUUGGAAGUGAUCGAUUAGUCCCGAGAGAAAUAAUAGUGGAAAAAAGCAAAGCUGUCAGGGUUUUGCCAGCUUCAGAGUUGUCAGAUCCAGGAUUACUUUUGAAACAAGAUUUGGCAAAAACCACGUCUAAGGAAGAGUUGCAUGUUUUGGAAAGUCUCUCCUCCAGAUAUCUUAUGAAAAAUAACCCAGGGCAGGCACAGCAAACCGGCUUAGCCACAAACACUGAAAGAUUAUCUACAAUUCAGAACAGCCCAACCAAGAAAAGAAAGAAAUACGAAAGAGGCCAUUAACACCGAAGAGGAUUGCACCGUUGGAGUUGAGGACAUAGUGGCCAAACCUGUGACAAGAGAGCUGCGAAUAUAGAUGCCGGGAUUUUAAAGGAAUUAAUUAGAAUGACCAAUUUAAAUAGGAAGUGUGUUAUCUGUGUUAUGGCUAUGGUUUGUUUUCAAAGCAUUUCAAACCGGGAGGCUAUAUGCUUGUUCUAACAGCGUUGCUUCUUUAUCAUUGUAUUUUAUGACUGUCUUCAGAGAAUUAGUAAUGACAAAGAGCCAUCCACCUUGUCAGGGAGGAGACUGUGCAAGGACUGCAUGAAGAAACUGAUCAUGAGCCCCUUCUUGGCACAUCACUGUGCAGACAACACAAUGGACCAUGCAAAGACAGUGCUGCCGUGCUGCCAUUCAGCUCCAGGGGUACAAUCCAUCCCCCUGCUCCUCAGCCUGAGUAGGAGGGCAGUGAAAGAACAAGCUAGUGGUUCUUAGCGUGUGGUCCUGGGACCAGCUUCGUUGUCUGGAAAUGUGCUAGAAAUGUGGUUAUUGGGCCCUGCCCCAUGCUGAGUAACUGCCUUUGGGUGAUUCUGAAACAUGUUCGAGUUUGAGAACCACUGGACUAAUAGAACACUCCCCAGUGCUUCCUCCAGCCUGGCUGCCAUGGCCUCCAGCUCACCAGUUGGGGCCAGAUGUGCACAUGCAUCCCCUCGGACUCCCUCAAACUUGUAAAACACUUGGGUUUGGUGUAUGGGUCACUCUCUUCCGGGUUCUACAGUAUGGCAGCCAUGGCACCCAUGAAGGUGUUACUUUCCCUUAUAAUUGUUGAAGUCGAUGGGCAAUUCUGCCCAACCUUAGGAGAAGACAUCAGAGAGGCUCGUUGUUGCCUGUAGCUCAAGCAUGUCACAGUCCCUGCUCUUGCACCCACCUCCAGGAUUUUGGUUUGAGACAGACUAUAACCUAACAGGAACUCAGUGACCAGGUUCCAGUUUCCCAGUUGGAAGGCUUCGCAGGCAGUUCAAAUUUCAAGAUGGGAGCCUUCCCUUUACAAUGUCACCCACUGUCUCCAUUGGGCUUGCUGAAAUGUCACAUAAUGAAUUAUAGCAAUGACUUAUUUUGGAUGGACACCCGCUAAAAAUUUCCAAUAACCGAAUUUCACUCUAAAAUAGGAAAGAAACAAUAUUCAAGGUCCAUUCAUUCAAUACAUCUUUUUUUUUUCUGUUCAACAUGGGGUGGUCCUUUGAAAUGGCACCUCCCCUAAGUAAUAAGGAAAACCAAGUAUAUUCCCUAAAGUGUUGAAGUUAGCAGAAAAAUCACCCAGAAAAGCCCAAAACAAUGACAAGAGUACAGAAACAGGCAUAGUGUAGGUUCAUGCUUGAGAUGGAUUAGUGGUUUAUUCCAUCCCGUUCUAUCCUUUCCCGUAUCUCCUGUCUCCACUUGUUAAGACCAGUAAGACUCAUGAAGCAGCAGCUAUAUUUCAUGGCACCAUUUUGGGUCAUGAAAUUCCAUCUUGGUCACCAAGCCUGACUGUGGUGGUAGAUACUGUUACUUUAAUGUUCCAAACCCUGCCUAGAAACCUGUUCCUGUCCCAUGAUCCCAGCCUCACCACCCCCACUUGAAACAGCCCUGCCUACUGGUGUCCUGUCCUCUUCCCUCUUGGCUUUUUUCCUGCUCCCAGCGGAACCCAGUCAAGGGAUUCUAUAGGAGAAGAGGGAGCCCAACAGAAUACUAACUUCAGUGGAGCUGACUCUGCUUAUACAAUAGGGGUGGGCUGCACAGAGUGGAAACCGAGUACCUGGUAGAAUGUGCAUUUCCAUGGCCCACUGUAGGCCCCUCUCUUAGAGCAAACAGUAUUUUAGGUGUGCUCUUUAUUGAACACAGGGCCACAGUGUGUCAUUGAAUCUUCUUAAACAGAAGCAAUUAGAAUGAUUUAGAUAUAGGGAGGGCACAGGUAAUAAGUAACCCAGGGGAUAGACCAAGAAGCAGCUCUCUGGAAGAGUCUGGAAUUAAAAAGACAGCUGUACUAGAACAAUAGCCUCUGCCUGCUCCAGAACUAGGGGGGAGAUAUUUGAGCUGGAGCCACCAGAGAAUAUUUCUAUUGAGAAGUUUUUAUUUGUUUGUUCUGUUGGUUUUUUGUUGUUUUUGUUUUCUUCUAAUCUUUCUCUGAAGUAUCACUCUGGUAUUGAGAAAUUUUUAUUUCAUUAGCUAACCUGAGGUUGGUGGUUAAGGCUAGUACUUGUACUUAGAAUGAUUCUCUGUCAGGAAAAGUCUUGGCUUUAGAGUUUGUUAUAGUUGGGGAUAUAACAAUUACUGUGAUCUAAGAGAAAAAAUAGCACCUUUGGUUGUAGAUAGAUGUAGUUUUCCUCACAGCCCUCACAUCCCUUCAUGUAAAAGGGAUUUUAACAGGAUUUACGGAGGGAAUGGCUCUCAGUUCCCACACUGUGACAUGUGUUUGAGGAAUUUUGCCUUUAAGCAUUUUUCUUGCACAUGGCUGAAACACCCCUGGCUCUCUUGUUAUUUGAGUGGUUGCAUGAUUCUUUGGAUAUUUGGAAGUACAAAGGGGUAAAUGGAUGCCAGGGGUUUUUUGUUGUUGUUGCUUAUUAGGUAAGAUAUGAAGAGUUCUCACUGUUGGGAAUGGUAUGUGUUUUGACAUUCUUUUUUUUUUUUUUGAGACAGAGUCUCGCUCUGUUGCCCAGGCUGGAGUGCAGUGGCGCGAUCUUGGCUCACUGCAAGCUCCACCUCCCGGGUUCACGUCAUUCUCCUGUCUCAACCUCCUGAGUAGCUGGGACUACAGACGCUCGCCACCACGCCCGGCUAAUUUUUUGUAUUUUUUUUUUUUUUUUUUUUUUUUUUACCAGAAACGGGUUUUCACCAUGUUGGCCAGGGUGGUCUCGAUCUCCUGACCUCAUGAUCCGCCCGCCUCGGCCUCCCAAAGUGCUGGGAUUACAGGUGACAGCCACCGCACCUGGCCUGUUUUGACAUUCUUAAUGAUCUUAAUAAUUUGGCAUCUGAAAGUCUGAAACCGUGUCAGUAUUCUUAGUCAAAAAGAACAAGUUCUUCAACCACUUGCGUAGUACCCCAAAUUAUAUUCAAGUCCCUGUGACUCCAAUGCUUGGAGAAGUCAUUGAUAUGAUUUGAUUAAUGUUGUAACUUUGAAUUUCCUAACUUUCUCAGUGGCAUAGAUUCUAAGCCACUUCCAUGUGCUUUCAGAUGGCAUCUUAAUAGAUUAGUGUUGAGGUUAUUUUAAUGUCCAUAAACAAGAAAGGUCUGGGAACAAUCUGUAUGAUUUUUCUUUCACAUUUUCUUAUCUUUGCUACUGGAGGUUAACUGUCGUCCAGAUAUGCAUAUGAAUUGUGAAAUGCAAAGAAGCAAACAUUUGGGGGUAGGGGAGUAAGUGCUGUAGUUCUUUUGUUCACUUAUUUUAAUACUAUAGAAGUGUAUUUCAUUUUUUAAAAAGCAAGAAUCAUGAAAACCCUCUGUAUUUUGAUUUAUGAAGAAUAUACCUUCUCUCUGAAGUAUCUCAAGAUUUAUCUUGGGGACCACAAUGGGAUCACAGUGUAAUUGUUUGCUGUUGUUGUCAUGUUUGGAUUUUAGCAUGGUUUGUUAUGCAUGUCAGUGGCCUUUGAUUUCAGAAAGAGCUUGGCGAGGGCAGAACACAUAAGGGAAGGAAACCUCUGCUCAAGAGAGUGGCCUGGGAUCACAGUGUCGUCAUUCCCAAUUUCCUUGAAUUCCUUCUUGGCAGACCCUACUGUAAUAUUACACAAAACUGUAAUGAGUGGCCUUCCUUUGGAGGUAACAGAUGCCUUUCCUAAGAACUCAAAAUUCUCUUUUCAGCGUGCUGUGACUUGAAUAUGGAAAUCAUUUUAAUUUCUUCUUUUCUCUUAUGAGGAAAUUUCCAUGCUUGGUUUGUCAAGACAAGAGAAUUCAUUCCUUAUUAUUGAAAUAUUAAUGAACUGAAACACGUUGAAGCAAGUAAAAAAUCAAAAUUAGGUUGGUUUAUCUUAAAUAGUUAAAAGCCUUCCUUAGUACAAAAUAAAUUAAGCGUUGUAAAAUGAAGUUAAUUCAGGUAAUUACUCAGUACAGAAAUCUAACCGUAUAUAUCAUUGGUAUUGCAAUUUAAGGGUAUAAUUAAAUUCUCAGAAAUCUGCAGGACUCACUCUAAUUUGCUUUCUAUAUUUAUUUAACAAGACAGGGAACAAAUAUGUGUCAAUGUGCAGCUUAACAGAGGGGACUUGAAUGGAUAAAAUUAUCUUUAAUUAUCUAGAGCUACCCAGUACUGGGCUUGAAUUUAAUCAUAGUCAAAUGUUUCCUCUGGCAGCAUAAUAUUACCAUACACUAUAUUACCUUAUAAUUGCCAUUACAGUUCCUUAUCAAAAAUGUUAAUUCUUUGCUUGAGCAAAAAUCAGUAAAACCAUAUGUUUGACCCUAAAGUAUUUGAUCAGGGAACAGAAGGUGUGAAUUGGACAGAUCCCCCGAAUAACUUUCUUCAAUCAAGUUGAAAAACCAAACAGCUAUGUAAGUCCCCAGGAGAGCUCUUUUUCCCUUAUCUUCUCAUUUGUUUUGUUAUAAACUGUUUAAAUAGUUCAAAUGGUUGUGCAUGCCUAGGGGAUGAAACAUAUGUAGUAGAAAUGUACUGUUUUAUAAAUAAGGAGUAAAAUUGUUUUAAAAAAUUAA